Messenger RNA from Drosophila hydei, 4807 nucleotides. Its product is annotated as trichohyalin. The coding region runs from base 123 to 4736 and encodes 1537 amino acids. The record is from RefSeq and is a predicted model, not a curated record. The transcript is spliced from 3 exons. NCBI's taxonomy places the organism in Eukaryota, Metazoa, Arthropoda, Insecta, Diptera, Drosophilidae.
UAUUUGUCAUUUUUUCUGUUUGUCUUUUUUUGUGAAAAAAAAAACGAAAUUACAACUGCAAUCUAUUUCCAGUAGAAGAGUUUUGUAGAGAAAGGGAGUGAAUGGGAGGGAAAUGAAGCUAGAUGCAAUUGGAAGUUUGUCUCAGCAAGCACAACAAGAUGAUCUUUCUGCAGCUCUGGUGGACGCUGAUGGCGCUGACAGGCACCACCAAUACGCAGGCAUCACAACAAUGUCAGCUAAAGGCAGGCAGCGAGGAAUUGCGCAACUUUCAGAAUUCCAUUAAUGAGGCGCGCGAUCAGCUGCAAGAAAUACACUCGAAUUAUGGGCAGGUGCAGGGAGCUGAACUCUAUCGUCAUAGACGCAAUAGCAUAGAUGAUCUCUUGGCAAGCUUUGCCCAAGCAGACGCUAAGGAAACAGCUAUGCAGAAGGAUAAUAAGGCGCUGAAUCAGGCGGCGGACGAUUGGUUACGUGGUUUCGGGCCGGGGGUUGUUCAUGAGCAGCCAGCAGCAGCAGAGGAUGCAACAGCAGUUGAAGCUACUCUCGCUGAGCAAACACCAGCAAAUAAAUACCAACGAGCUACUGACAAGGCCAAGUCCAAUGAUUAUAUACCUUCGUAUAGCAAGUCCUUUGAUCAAACCGAAGUGGGCAAGGUUAAAAAGAAGUACAAAGAAACGACGGAUGAAAGUCUGCCUGCUAAUCAUCUGCCUCUCAGAGGUGGCGCGAGCGAGCUGGACAUUAAACUGCGUCAAAUGCAACAUCAAUUGAAUAAUCAUGAACUCCAACAGAGUCGCGACAAUAAAAAGGAGACCCAACCAGAUACAGAGAAUAGCCUACAGCCAGAUUACGGCAAUGGUGUUGUGCCAUCUGGUGCCUAUGAGCAAACGAUGGCACGACUUCAAUUGCCACGUCUAAAUGCCAAUAAUCUAUCACACGAGGCCAACUAUAAGCUGUCCAAAAUCGAACAGGAGGCUGCUGAACAAGCUACCAAGAUGCGCUACCCUGCUGGGCUUAAAAAGCGCAGUUCCAGCAUUGGCUUCAAUCCCAUGAACGAGAUCAAAUUGAAGACAAGCAAUAGGCUAAUGCGAAAGGGCAUGGGACCAUCGUUGCCGAGCAAUGCGCUCUCUGAUACGCUGCGUGCCCAUUAUGUGGAUGAUAUGCUAAUGCGACGUCAGCUUAAGAUGGAGCGAGAACGAGAGAAGGAAGAGCGACAGCAGCAGCAGGAGGAGGACGAUCAGAAAGCUGAUAUUAUGAAAUUGCCAUACGAAUCGCUCGGCUCUAUCGAGGGCAGAGCUGAUAGCAAAGGUAGUUCUAAUUUAGAUCUCCCAAAUAUACGUCUGCUGGACAUGCCGCAAAGCUACGACUAUCGUAUGCCGCAGUUUGAUCAGUUUCCGGCGACAAAGCAGCGUACCUUGCGAGAUUAUGUGCAUGCGAAUGCAAAGCUGACCAUGGAGCAUGAUGGUGAACGCUUUAAGCGACAGCCCGAACAGCUGAAGGAGACGCAAACCGAGCUCAAGCUUACAAAAAUUGAGAACGAAUCCAAUUUAAAGCAAAGUGAAGCGUGGCAAGAUGGUGGCAAUGAUAAUAGCAAGCAAAUGCCUCCUGGCGGGGAUGCUAUAAUGGCCAGACUGUCCGCACCAGAAACUGUUAAAGAUGACAGGGCGCAGCCUAUCCUUACAGAAACUGAGUUAAAAAUCGAGAACCGAGGCGUGGAUCAGCUCAAGCCAAGUCAAGAAUUAGGAGUCGUAGAAGUUCAACCCGAAGCUGCCCAAGUCAAUGAGCAGUCGAAGCUUCAGGAACAUGCCGAUGUGUCAGCGGAUGCUCAGUUUUUAACAAAACAGUCUCAAUCGGUCAAUGAGGAUGCCCAACAGCAACUAAACAAGGCGCAGUCACAAGAGGAGGUCAACGUGAGGUUAGUGGAUGAAAAGGAAAAAGAAAUCAUGAAGAAUGCAGUCAACGCUGGAAAGGCAAAUCGCGAAGAGCGGCCUGAGCUGCUUCCUCGCAAUGGUAUGUGCAUGAGUCAUCCAGAUGCUGGGAUCAAGCUGCUUCCCACCAAGAUUUCACAGCAUGAAAAGGAGCGAGAUAAACGCAAUAUCAAGCGCCGACUUCGGAAACGAAAGCUUCGACAUAGACUAAAUCGAAAUGUUGAUUUGAGCAAAGAGUCGCAUUACAAACGGCGUAGCAAGCGCUCAGUGGACACGGAGCAACAAGUACUGCAAGAAGCAACUGCCCAAGUCGAAGCACAAUCAAAAUCUGUUCUGCAGACGAAGGCAGAGGCACGAUCGAGGUCAGAUGAGUCAGAGACGCAGUUGAGAUCCAAGAGGCAUUCCCGGCUGCAGCCACGAUCAGAAGCAGCAGAGCCUUAUCCGCAAUCCCAUUCACAGUUGAACACUCUAUCAGAAACCAUGUCGAAAAUGCAGCCGAGAUCCAAAAGCUAUUCCGAAUUGGAAGCACAGUCAGAAGCACAGCUGGACGCACAGUCCAGUUCUAAAAGAAAUCAAGAUACCAAGUUGGAGAUUCAAUCCGAGACACAGUUGGACGAGCCAUCAGAGGUUCAAUCGGAAACACAUCCAGAUUCGCAGUUAGGGCAACGGACUAUUUCUGAAAGAUAUCCUAAAUUAGAAGCAGAACCCUAUGUACAGUUCCAUUCAGAUGUACAGCAGGAAUCUGUACCUCAGUCUCAGCGCUUCUCACAUUCUCAAUCACUGUCCGAUUCACAGUCGGAGUUAUCUCAGUUGGAUUCACAUUCGAAGUCACAAUCAGAGUCAGAUCUCUCUUUACUGACCCCACCGGAAUUAGAAUUACGGCCACUAAAUAUCGUCGAUAGCCAUUCACAAGUCCUAGAUGCCUCCGAGGAUCACAAUGGUAAUCGUUUGCAUUAUGGAAACUUGGGCAACGAUCUUUAUCUGGAUGCAGCUAAAAUAGCGGAAGACAGUGACAAUGACAAUGCCCUGCCCUAUGAGCGCUUCCAGUUGACCAGUGCCAAAAACGAGGAAACUGCGCAGGAAUUGGACGCUUCGAAAACAAAUAUAUUCUCCGAUUCACGCUAUCAGGUGCCCAUGAUGAGUCAACGAUACAACAAUCCACAAGCUUAUCAGCCGGUGAAUCUGCAACCUUAUAUGUCGCAAUCAUAUAUGCAGCCACAGCAACAGUUGUUGCAGCCGCAUGAAUUACAGCAAUGUCAGCCGCCGCAGCAACAACAAUUUCAACAACAGUUGCUGACCAACAACUUAAAGUCGAAUCUCAAUUUCACUCAACUGUUCAAUGAGCUGGCCAUGAUGCAGAAGCCGCAAGACCAACAGCAGUUACAGCAGCAGCAACAUCAACAAAAUUUAGAAUCCUAUCAGUUAAAGCCUUUAUAUGGCGUGCAUCGUUACUUUGAUCCGAUCUUUAACCAGAGCAAAAAGCUGAACUGCGAGCAACUGACAACUGAACCAGCAGCAACAACAACAGCAAAAGCAACACUAGCAACAACAACAACCACAACACCAUCACCAACUAAAGGCACAAUAACAGCGCCACUAACAACACCAACUCCUGCUGGCACCACUGUAAACCCCGUGUGUGUGCCUAUUCAAACAGAUGGCGCAACACCGGGCCCAGGCAAUGCAUUACCUGGUAAUAUAUGCAAUAGACCCGAAUCAGUUAAACUGAAUUUGUCGUUGAAUGCGAAUGUGUGUGGAGAUCCGAAAACCAAUCAAUUCAUUGGGAAUGGUACGGUAAUCGUGCUGCCCAGUGGUAAGCAGCUUAGUGCGGCUGAAUAUUUUGCUCAACAGGAUUUGCUUUCGAAUGAGGGCAAUAUGGAUUUAUAUCAGGACGAGCGUUAUUCACGUGAGGCCAUGGAUCGCAGUGAAGAGGCCAAAGAACAACGGCAGGAACGACACAAAGAAAAAGAACGAUCCGAUAAGAAAAAGGGUAAGAAAGGGGGGAAAGGCAAAGCUGAUCAUGACAAAAGCUCCAAGGUGAACUCCACUUCGGAUAUACACUUAGAUAUGAAUGAACCUUAUAGCGAACACUAUGGAAAGCUAAUCUCUGGCAAGCUAUCCGAUGAUAUAGUUCAUGCCGUUUUCGAUAUGGUCAGUAAUGAUCCAAGCAUGGAUGCUUUGAUCACAGUUCUGGCAAAGAAUCGCAAAUGCGCUGGGAAGAACCCGAAGAAUUUCUAUCAGAUUCGUAACAAUCAGAAUGAGAAGCAACUGGCGCAGACUGAAUUCAUGGUGCGUCGCACUAUGGAAACCAUAAGCGACCUCAUUGAUAAGCAGAUGCAAAUGCGCAAUUGUUUACCAUUACGUCCGGAUCUGGUGGAGUUCUAUAAUCUAAUAGUUAAAAAUAUGGCGGAGCAGCAAAAGACGCGAGAUAAACGUGAAGCAAAUCUGCGAUUACUGGCCGAAAAUUACAGUCAGGAGGAUGGCAUUCUGGAGCCGGCGAACAUUGAGCAAAAGUCGCGUAUUGUCAAAAAGUUGUUGCGAGAGUUCGAGGAGCUGCCUCUUGAGCAGCAGAAGCAGGCGGCCGGCGUGCGGGACGAGCUGCUCAUGGAUUUAAUCUAUUUGCGCAAAAUGUCCGAUACCCUGGAGCGUAAUCAGCGUAAUGCUCAGCUAAACGCACUGCUGCGAAAGGCCACCAUUAGUGAAGAUGCUGACGAUCAACAGGUAUUUCAAGAUUAUUCGCCACGCUUCAUCAAGCUGCUGAAAACAGCAGAGAUCUUCAAGGAAGUAGGCGAACAGCAGACAGGGCUUUUAUAGACCUCUAAACGUAAGCUGGGCCAACACAGCAGGCUUUAGGUAUCUGAAUAAAUAAUUUGUUGUUUUUCUUU